CCAAUCGAUUUUCGUAGCCUCCGUUGCUGUUUAUCAGAGUUUACGGAUCGUAACGAAUGUAUAUGAUUAUUAUUUAUCUUUACACUAAUGAGAAGUAAUAACAUGUCGUUGCAGCUACAAUUCACAAUAUCCUAACUGUGGGCGACACUUUACGGAACUUCAUUCAUUGAUUACUCGGCUGUCCCCGAUAUUGCAUUAGAUUUACUGGCUCGUUUCUUGCUUCAGUACUGAUUUACCAAUUGAAAUAAUAUCCUGAACCAUUUUGUCUAUUGUAAGCUUACCGGUUAUUGUAUGUGACGGAAUUUACAUGGGUGAUACAUAAAAAUUGUGAGUGAAAAUCCAUCGGAUGUGAAAUAUAAACCAAGCGCAUUAUCUGUGAUAAUUUAGAGACUUUGAAAGGUAAAAUCAUUAGACAUAUAUUGAGUAACAGAUUGACCUAUUAUAUAAAGAAAGUGAAUAGGAAGAUUUGGAUUCAAGUGGAAACGAUGGAUGGAACACGCAAUACAAGUGGCUACGAUUAUUAUAACGAUGAGUACUACACAACGAAUGAUUCUUAUGACUAUGGUCUCAUGGCCCCAAUAAAACAACCAGAUUACUUAAUUGUUAUUUAUUCUUUAGCAUAUUCGAUUAUUUUUCUCACUGCUCUAAUAGGUAAUGGGUUGUUGGUCAUCCUGACUCUUAAACGCCGAUUUGUGAGCAAGAUAAACUAUUUUUUGGUGAAUUUGGCACUCUCUGGACUGUUGGUGGCCGUUGUAUGUAUACCAAUUACACUAUUGAGUAACUUAUAUAAUGGUUGGCCUUUUGGAGCUUUCUUGUGUAGAGCCACGCCUUACCUACAAGGAGUAUCUGUUUGCGCCUCAGUUAAUACUUUAGCGGCUAUAGCUAUUGAUAGGUAUCUUGCCAUUUGUCACUCUAUACGAUGGCGUACUACAACGAAAACAGCAAGGGUGACAGUAGUUACGAUAUGGGUAUUUUCUUGUCUGUUGAUGUUACCGUGGGCCAUCUUCUACGAAGAAUAUGAACAUAAAACCCCGCAUCAAGUGAUCAGAAUGUGUCAUCAAAUCUGGCCUGAUUUUGAGUCGCAGCGCGGAUAUUUUAUGGGUGCUAUAUUUAUCGGGUGUUAUGUGCUGCCCUUGAGUGUAGUCUUCCUGUGUUAUAUUUUUAUUGGAUUGAGGGUGUGGAACAGACAUGCUCCUGGUGUUGCCAAGGAUAACCAAUUGAUCAGGAGGUCAAAGAUCAAAGUGGUAAAAAUGUUAGCUGUUAUGGUACUUCUUUUUACGUUUUCAUGGAUGCCCUUGCAUGUCAUAUUUAUCAAACUCUACUAUUCGCCGCCUACCGAUUCUGAGACUAUGCAUUUUAUCUGGAAUGUCGCCGUUCCCAUAUCACAGUGGUUGGAACUUUCAAACAGUGGCAUCAAUCCUAUCAUUUAUUGUUUCUUCAGCAAGAAUUUCCGACGAGGUUUUAAGAACAUGUUGGCUUGUUUUGCAGCGAGAUCAAAACGUCAGAGGUCUCGUGGCUAUUCCAGCGUCACGAAAUAUAUGACAAUUGAGUACACAAAUGGAAAUGUCACUAUUUCAUUUCGUAAGGAAGGUCGAGAGGACAGUUCUUCUACUGUUUAAACUUAUCUUACAGGAAAAAUAUUCCAGACACUUCAGAUUAGGGAAAAUUAAUGUCAGCUAAUGUCAGCUAUUUAUCUCCAGAGAUUGUUUUGUGUUUACAUUUAUUAAAGCACUUUGUUAAAUGAAGCGCAUCUCCAUUGGGAUGUGUAGCUAUCAAUCACCCGUUUCUCUUAUAGAUGUUAAUGAUAUUUCGUCUGUCUGUGUACCAGUUGUGCCUCUAAAGUAAUUAGAUUAUUAUAAUAUACCAAAGACAUAUUGGAAAUGAUAAAAUUAGCGACACUCAUAUUGUCUGUCCUUUCCUGGGAAAUAAGUGACAACUAAAUCAUUAAUUCAGUUAUCAUUGUUUUCUUUUGCUUCAUGUAGACUUUUUAUAAGUAGGAGGAGAGUUUACUCCGCCUGUAACUUAUACAAUUCUUUGUUUGCCGGCAUGUUAGGGAGCUGAUAUACAUAUUCAUUGUUAACAAAACAUACAACCUAAAAACAUUCUCAAGAGGUCAGUAAAACAUGCGCGGAGAUGGUGCCUAACGAUCAGAAUGCUGAUCAGUUUAGUACGAUGUACUACUUAUGUUUAUUUUAUAUUACCGUUGAAUUAAAAAGUGGACUGUGAACACAUAUAAAAAGUAUAUAUUUUUGUAAAUCUUAUAAUUUAUG
This is a messenger RNA of Patella vulgata (common limpet), 2270 nucleotides long. Its product is annotated as neuropeptide SIFamide receptor-like. Gene Ontology annotation, molecular function: neuropeptide receptor activity; peptide binding. The coding region runs from base 486 to 1619 and encodes 377 amino acids. Lineage: Eukaryota; Metazoa; Mollusca; Gastropoda; Patellidae. The record is from RefSeq and is a predicted model, not a curated record. Gene Ontology annotation, cellular component: membrane. The transcript is spliced from 3 exons. Gene Ontology annotation, biological process: G protein-coupled receptor signaling pathway.